ACUUUUCUCGCUGAUGGUGUCAUCUCAAGAAAUCCCAAGGGAGCAACAAGUGUGUUUCUGCACAUAUAACGAUUACUCCUCAACGCAUCAGACUAUGAUUGGCUCUGAUCCGACCUAAAAUAUCUCAACUAAUCAGAGAAGAAUACGUUGAGUGUUAAUGUAACACCCAUUGACCGAACCUACAUUCGUUUGUACGUCAUCAAGUUGAAAGAAAACAUGCAUAUAAUUCUAAUGUAAAACAGUAUACGUAUGUAAAAAUACUGUAAUCCAGGACAAUGUGCUUUUGUAAAACAGUUCCUGCGAGCUCGUUGCACGUAUUAGGUACUUCUACAGCUUCUCGUUCAGUGUGAUGUCAUCCUAAUGCGCCCAAGUAAGACUCUUUGGACGAUGGGAUAAGUUUGUGGACGAGUUGCGAGCCCCGCUGUGAUUGCGAUGACUUCGAUUCAACGGGCUCUAAAAACUCAUUUUGGGUUUGAAAAGUUCCGGUCGAAACAACAAGAGGACAUUGUUAAUGCGGUCGCUAGAGGUGACAGGGAUGUGUUCGUGUGCAUGCCCACCGGUGCAGGGAAGUCCUUGUGCUACCAGCUCCCUGCAGUGUUGGCACAAGGCAUCACACUGGUGGUGUCGCCACUCAUCGCUCUCAUCCAGGAUCAGGUGGACCAGUUGCAGGCGCGGAAUGUCCCUGCCUGCUCCAUCAACUCCAAGCUGCCGGCACGGGACCGCCGCCGGAUCAUGGAGGACCUGGAGAGCGAGUCGCCCCGCCUCAAGCUGUUGUACGUCACCCCGGAGAUGGUGGCCUCGCCCUCCUUCCAGCCCUGCCUGGCGGGUCUGUGCGCCCGGGGCCUGCUGGCCCGCCUGGCGGUGGAUGAGGCCCACUGCGUCUCCCAGUGGGGGCACGACUUCCGGCCGGACUACCUGAAGCUGGGCGAGCUGCGGGCGCGGCUGCCGGGCGUUCCCUGCGUGGCGCUGACCGCCACCGCCCCCCAGCGGGUGCAGGAGGACGUCGCCCGCUCCCUGCGCCUCCGUUCGCCCCUCUCCUUCUCCAUGCCCGUCUUCCGCAGCAACCUGCGCUAUGAUGUCAUCUUCCGGGAGCUGCUGCCCGACCCGUACGUGCACCUGCACUCCUUCGUCAAGAAAGCUCUGGGGGACGGCCCCGUCGCCAAGGGCUGUGGGAUAGUUUACUGCCGGACCAGGGACAGCUGUGAGGACGUUGCGUACCGCCUCACGCUUCUGGGGGUGUCGGCCAGGGCAUAUCAUGCAGGGCUGAAGGCAGAUGAUCGCACACAGGCGCAGAAUGACUGGAUGCAGGAGAAAGUUCCGGUCAUCGUGGCCACCAUCAGCUUCGGCAUGGGUGUGGAUAAGCCUAACGUCAGGUUUGUUGCCCACUGGAACCUUGCCAAAUCGCUGGCGAGUUACUACCAGGAAUCGGGGCGUGCAGGGCGAGAUGGGCUGCCCUCCUCCUGCCGAAUAUACUACUCACCUCGAGAUAGAGACCAAAUGAACUUCCUAAUCCGGAAGGAGAUUGCACGCACCCAGGAGAAGCGGGGGUCACAGAAGGAGCAGGACAAGGUUGCCAUCACAGACUUUGAGGCCAUGGUGGCCUUCUGUCAGCAGGAGGCGUGUCGGCAUGCAACCAUCUCUCAGUUCUUCGGGGAUGCACGGCCAAACUGUAAUGGAGCCUGUGACUUCUGCAAGAACCCCAAAGCAGUCCGGGCCCAGCUGGAGGCCGCAUCGCGCCUCAGCACCACAACCGGCCCGGCCCAGAGCAAGGAGCCCAGGGGUCCAUUCGGGUGCGACCCUGAGCUUUACGCAGGAGGGCGUAAGGGGUAUGGAUUUGAGAGGUAUGAUGAGGAAUGGGAGGGUGGUGGGGAGGAUGACUCGGAAAAACGAAAGAAGCAAUUCAGAGAUUUAUUCAGAAAACAGAUGAGCCUCCGUAAGGCUUCCGAUGUGAAAGAGACCUUCGUCCCCCCAGAUGCUGACUGCCCCCUCAGAGAGGCCAGCAGCCAGCGAAUCCCGAAACUCACGGUCAAGGCGCGACAGCACUGCUUGGCCCUCCUACAAUCAACACUGGACAACCACCAGGGGGCAGCAGGCUCCAUGGAGAGUUCUGACACCCGGUCCUUGGCGGUGGAUAUUGAGUAUGAAGUGUUCAGGAGCAGCAAGUCUGCCAAUCUGUACAAGGCAUCUGUGCUUAAGAAGGUGGCGGACAUGAAGAAGGGCACUGAUGGGGUGGUGGUCGCCCCUGUGGGCGGAGGAGAGGCCAGCAGCUGCAGCAGUGGUGGAGACGCGCCCUCUUCCUCCUCUUCCUCCUCCUCCUCCUCAGGUGGAGAGCUCCAGGGAUUCACACCAGCCUCUGAGUUGUAUUCUCUGAAGCGGAAGAGAGUGGGGGCUGGACUGCGUGGUUCCUCAAACCCCUUCCAGACAGCCGGCGAGCUGCUGAGAGCCUCCAAGAGCCCAGAGGCCUGCGGGGCUGAGGGCGAGGGGCCAGGGGCAGGGUGUGACGCAGACAGCCUCUGUGGGCCUCAGCCGGCUACUGAGGCAGGGAAAGGCAAGAGGCGCAAGACUGAAUCGACUGUGGCAGUGCCUGCAGCCUCGUCCUCCAUUAACUCCGUGGCCCCCGCCUCCCUGUCUAGCCCGACCAAGGGGGGCGGCAGAGCACCCAGCAAAAAGCAGCAGAAACUGGCUGAGGCAGCCAAGACGUCCCGCUCCAUCUUCCAGUACUUCAGCAAGAAGCAAGAGGAGGGCGGCAAUACUGACCCCUCCCUCCCUGACCAGGCUGGCCAAGAUCUCGGGGCAGGGGAGGAGAAGACUGACCUGGAGUCAGUCUCUGAACUGCAGGGUGAGGAUGAAUGUGAGGUCAAAGCUACUCUGGAUAAAAGGCCAUUACACAAGUUGGAGGACAACCCAGCGGAGAGUGAGGGCCCCCCAGCUGCAAAGCGGCAGCGUCCCCUACAGGACAAAAAGAAGAAAGUGACCUUUGACUCCAGUGUACAGGAAAGCAAGAAGGAGCCAGGGGGGAAUGUGAAAAAAUACAGAGCUGCAGAGAAAACUUUAACCAUGAAGGAGGGGGCGUGGGACACUUUAGGGGUACUCCGGGCCCCAGAGAAGACUGUAAACCUGAAGGAUGGGGAGAUGGGGAAUGUGGGGGUACUCCAAGCCCCAGAGGACACUGUGACUCUGAAGGAGGGGGCGGGAGAUAAAGUGGGGGUACUCCACAUUCCAGAGGACACUGUGAAUUUGGAGGGGACGAGGCUGAAUGUAGAAGUAUCCCGGGCUCCAGAGCAAUCUGUGACUCUGAAGAAUCAGGAGAGGGGGAGAGUGGGGGUACUGCAACCUCCAGAGAAAGCUGUGAGUCUGAAGGAACGGGCAAGGGGGAAUGAGGGGGUACUCCGACCCAGAGAGAAAGCUGUGAGUCUGAAGGAGGCCGCUGACAUCGUAGUUCACUGCCUGGAUCCUUUCUAUUCUCAGGGGAAAUUUGCCACCAAGGACCUAUUCAAGUCGUUCGCCCGCUUCCUGUCCCACCUACUCACAGAGGGGAGGAGUAAGGGGAGGGCCCAAGUGAAAUCUGAAGCCCGCAGCCUGAUCAAGAAAUUCUUCAGCAGCGUCCAGCGUUGUGAGAGCGAGAGAGACUGGACUCACCUAAAAGGCCCGGGAGGCGGGGCUGACAGGAGAGGGGACGGGCAGGCGGCUUAGGGCUCCACCCUUGACACUGGUGCCGAAAUACCACUGCUACACCCUCCCCCUUCAGACUGUACACAGGGCUGACAAUAGCACACUACAGCUAUAGCCCAGCUGCGGGCCAGCCUGUCCUGGAGGCCACAGUUAGCCAAUCUGCCAAUGUCUACAGGAGAUCACAGCCACCACGGGACAGGGCAUUCCUACUUUCUGACAGUGGUCACCCCUCUUGUCCCUCGGAUAUGAGGAACUGAGGAAGACUCAACGGUCGCCGACGCAAUAACGCAUCGACAUGGCCAUGCGUCCGCUGGCUGCAUCAUAUACAGUGUACCCGUAUGGUUUAAAAAUAACCUAAUUAUGCAUUUCUGUGUUGUCUUUGUCUUGCUUCAUGACUUGCUCAGGGACCUUUGUAUUCACUUUAGAUUAUUAAAGAUGCAGUUGGGCUUGACUGUUUUUAUUUUGUCUGGGACUGCGAGGGUUAGUUUCAGAUGGAGACACUGGAAGGUGUGUGAUUUGGUGACUAAGAGAGCAGAGCUUGAUCACGGUGAUGACCAAAAACCCUGUGACAUAUCGGUGGUCAUAGCGCCUUGUAGCUUUAUGCAUCAAGUUUUAUCUCAACCUGU
This is a messenger RNA of Megalops cyprinoides (Indo-Pacific tarpon), 4298 nucleotides long. It is a transcript of the gene recql5, whose product is annotated as RecQ helicase-like 5. The record is from RefSeq and is a predicted model, not a curated record. NCBI's taxonomy places the organism in Eukaryota, Metazoa, Chordata, Actinopteri, Elopiformes, Megalopidae. Gene Ontology annotation, molecular function: four-way junction helicase activity; nucleic acid binding; ATP binding. Gene Ontology annotation, cellular component: cytoplasm; chromosome. Gene Ontology annotation, biological process: double-strand break repair via homologous recombination. The transcript is spliced from 19 exons. The coding region runs from base 433 to 3693 and encodes 1086 amino acids.